Molecule: messenger RNA, 679 nt
Organism: Hibiscus syriacus
Lineage: Eukaryota; Viridiplantae; Streptophyta; Magnoliopsida; Malvales; Malvaceae
Product: tropinone reductase homolog At2g29150-like
Exons: 5
Coding region: 29-556 (175 amino acids)
Molecular function (GO): oxidoreductase activity
Source: RefSeq, a predicted model, not a curated record
AAGAAGAAAAUAAAGUUGCAGUGCUGAGAUGGCUGGAGCAGUAGCAGGUUGUAAGAAUCAGAGAUGGUCUCUUCAGGGCAUGACGGCUCUUGUGACUGGUGGAACAAGAGGCAUAGGAUUUGCUGUGGUGGAAGAACUGGCAGCACUUGGGGCAGUAGUUCACACAUGUUCCAGGAACCAGCCAGAGCUUAAUGAAAGGUUGCAAGAAUGGCAGACCAAAGGGUUUAAAGUGACUGGUUCUGUUUGUGAUCUCUCAUCUAGAGAUCUCAGAGAGAAGCUUAUGCAGACUGUCUCCUCUGUUUUCCACGGAAAACUCAACAUCCUUGUGAAUAAUGCAGGAAUUACAAAACUCAAAUCCUUCGAGGAACAUAAUCUGGAAGACUACACAACAGUGAUGAGUACAAACCUUGACGCUCCUUAUCAUCUUUCUCAGCCUGCGUAUCCCUUCCUAAAAGCAUCUGGAUAUGGAAGCAUUGUGUUUAUCUCCUCUGUAGCUGGUUCAUUGGCCCUCCCUGGUUUAUCUGCCUAUGCUGCAUCUAAAGGAGCUAUCAACUAAUUAACAAAGAACUUGGCAUGCGAGUGGUCAAAGGAUAACAUUCGGGCCAACACUGUUUCACCAUGGGGUGUCAAAACCCCGAUCGAAAGAGCAAGAGAUAAGUUUGGAAAUAAUUGCAGAAAU